AUGGCACAGGCGAACUGCAAUUUGACUUAUUUAACGCAGUCGCAGGCUCAAGCGCUCGACGAGGACCUCAUGGGCCCCGAGCUGAUGGAGCUGGCGGGUCUCAGCGUCGCCCAGGCAGUGGCCGAGGCGAUUCCGCUUUCGCCCGCAGUCACGCGUCUCGCACGCGUGCUCGUUGUUGCUGGCCCCGGCAACAACGGCGGCGACGGACUUGUUGCUGCGAGGCAUUUGAAGCUCUUCGGCUACCAGGUCCACGUCUGGUACCCUCGCCCAACAGCCAAGCCUCUGUUUGAGGGCCUGAUGAAGCAGCUGAAGAACCAUCGCGUUCCAGUGACUUUCGAAGCGCCUCCAGGUCUGGCAGAUUUUCACUUGAUUGUCGACAGCAUCUUUGGGUUCAGCUUCAAAGGCGCUCUGCGCCCUCCCUUUGACGAGGUUUUGCAAAGGCUGAAAGCGUCAAACAUCCCAAUUCUGUCUGUCGACAUUCCCUCGGGAUGGGACGUGGAAAAGGGCAAUGUGAGAGGAGAAGGCCUGGAGCCCCAGUACCUGAUUUCGCUCACCGCGCCGAAGCUUUGCGCAAAGCAUUUCGGCAAAGUCCACUUUGUUGGAGGCCGGUUUGUGCCCGAGUCCAUGGUCGAGAAGUAUCAGCUGGUUCUGCCUGAUUACCCAGGCAUUCAGGGGGUCGUCCGUAUCGACUAA
Neospora caninum is the source of this 693-nucleotide messenger RNA. RefSeq lists its product as hypothetical. The transcript is spliced from 9 exons. The record is from RefSeq and is a predicted model, not a curated record. NCBI's taxonomy places the organism in Eukaryota, Apicomplexa, Conoidasida, Eucoccidiorida, Sarcocystidae. Bases 1 to 693 code for a protein of 230 amino acids. Gene Ontology annotation, molecular function: NAD(P)HX epimerase activity. Gene Ontology annotation, cellular component: mitochondrion.